ACUACCUCCCCUUUCCCACCCCGCCCCGGGUCUAUAAAGAGAGGCAUCCCGGGCUGCAGAGAGAUUUGGACGCCCCUGCCUGGGAGGUACGCCAGAUCUGAGCUCUCCACCUAGCUGCUUCUCCUGUAGCCCCAGUUGGAGAUCUGGGACCCACCAGGCACCAUGGCACAGAAAGGCCAGCUCAGUGAUGAUGAGAAGUUCCUCUUUGUGGACAAGAACUUAAUCAACAGCCCAAUGGCCCAGGCCGAUUGGGUGGCCAAGAAGCUGGUCUGGAUUCCUUCGGAGAAGCAGGGUUUUGAGGCAGCCAGCAUCAAGGAGGAGAAGGGGGAUGAGGUGGUGGUGGAAUUGGUGGAGAACGGCAAGAAGGUCACGGUCAGCAAAGAUGACAUUCAGAAGAUGAACCCACCCAAGUUCUCCAAGGUGGAGGACAUGGCGGAGCUGACGUGUCUCAAUGAGGCAUCGGUGCUGCACAACCUGAGGGAGAGAUACUUCUCGGGACUCAUCUAUACAUACUCUGGUCUCUUCUGCGUGGUGGUCAACCCCUACAAGCAGCUGCCCAUCUACUCGGAGAAGAUUGUGGACAUGUACAAGGGCAAGAAACGCCACGAGAUGCCACCCCAUAUCUACGCCAUUGCGGAUACAGCCUACAGGAGCAUGCUGCAGGAUCGGGAAGACCAGUCCAUCCUGUGCACAGGUGAGUCUGGAGCUGGGAAGACUGAAAACACCAAGAAAGUCAUCCAGUAUCUGGCCGUGGUGGCCACCUCACACAAGGGCAAGAAGGACACCAGCAUCACGGGCGAGCUGGAAAAGCAGCUGCUGCAGGCCAACCCGAUCCUGGAGGCUUUUGGCAACGCCAAAACAGUCAAGAACGACAACUCCUCGAGAUUUGGCAAAUUCAUCCGCAUCAACUUUGACGUCACCGGCUACAUCGUGGGUGCCAACAUUGACACGUAUCUAUUAGAAAAGUCCCGGGCUAUCCGCCAGGCCAGAGAUGAGAGAACCUUCCACAUCUUCUACUACUUGAUCGCUGGCGCCAAGGAGAAGAUGAAGAACGACUUGCUUUUGGAGGGUUUCAACAACUACACGUUCCUCUCCAAUGGCUACGUGCCCAUCCCGGCUGCCCAGGAUGAUGAGAUGUUCCAGGAGACCCUGGAGGCCAUGGCGAUCAUGGGCUUCAGUGAAGAGGAGCAGCUGGCCAUAUUGAAGGUGGUGUCAUCUGUCCUCCAGCUUGGAAAUAUUGUCUUCAAGAAGGAAAGAAACACAGACCAGGCCUCCAUGCCAGAUAACACAGCUGCCCAGAAAGUAUGUCACCUUACAGGAAUUAACGUGACAGACUUUACCCGAUCCAUCUUGACCCCGCGCAUCAAAGUUGGGCGGGAUGUGGUACAGAAAGCCCAGACAAAAGAACAGGCAGACUUUGCGAUAGAGGCUUUGGCCAAAGCCACAUAUGAGCGUCUCUUCCGCUGGAUACUCGGCCGCGUGAACAAAGCACUGGACAAGACCCAUCGGCAAGGGGCCUCAUUCCUGGGGAUCCUGGACAUUGCUGGAUUUGAGAUCUUUGAGGUGAACUCCUUCGAGCAGCUGUGCAUCAACUACACCAACGAGAAGCUGCAGCAGCUCUUCAACCACACCAUGUUCAUCCUGGAGCAGGAGGAGUACCAGCGCGAGGGCAUCGAGUGGAACUUCAUCGACUUCGGGCUGGACCUGCAGCCCUGCAUUGAGCUCAUCGAGCGGCCGAACAACCCUCCCGGUGUCCUGGCCCUGUUGGAUGAGGAGUGCUGGUUCCCCAAAGCCACAGACAAAUCCUUUGUGGAGAAAUUGUGCUCCGAGCAGGGCAAUCACCCCAAGUUCCAGAAGCCCAAGCAGCUCAAGGACAAAACCGAGUUCUCCAUCAUCCACUAUGCUGGGAAGGUGGACUACAAUGCCAGUGCCUGGCUGACCAAGAACAUGGACCCACUGAAUGACAAUGUGACCUCCCUCCUCAACGCCUCCUCAGACAAGUUUGUGGCUGACCUGUGGAAGGACGUGGACCGCAUCGUGGGCCUGGACCAGAUGGCCAAGAUGACGGAGAGCUCGCUGCCCAGUGCCUCCAAGACCAAGAAGGGUAUGUUCCGCACAGUGGGGCAGCUGUACAAGGAGCAGCUGGGCAAGCUGAUGACCACACUACGCAACACCACACCCAACUUCGUCCGCUGCAUCAUCCCCAACCAUGAGAAGAGGUCAGGCAAGCUGGAUGCCUUCCUGGUGCUGGAGCAGCUGAGGUGCAAUGGGGUCUUGGAGGGCAUCCGCAUCUGCCGCCAGGGCUUCCCCAACAGGAUCCUCUUUCAGGAGUUCCGCCAGCGCUAUGAGAUUCUGGCUGCCAACUCCAUCCCCAAAGGCUUCAUGGAUGGGAAGCAGGCCUGCAUCCUCAUGAUCAAAGCCUUGGAACUUGACCCCAACCUGUAUAGGAUUGGGCAGAGCAAGAUCUUCUUCCGGACCGGGGUCCUAGCACACCUGGAGGAGGAACGGGACCUGAAGAUCACUGACAUCAUCAUGGCUUUCCAGGCCAUGUGUCGUGGCUACCUGGCCAGAAAGGCCUUUGCCAAGCGGCAGCAGCAGCUGACAGCCAUGAAGGUGAUUCAGAGGAACUGCGCCGCCUAUCUCAAGCUGCGUAACUGGCAAUGGUGGAGGCUGUUCACCAAGGUGAAGCCCCUGCUACAGGUGACACGGCAGGAGGAGGAGAUGCAGGCCAAGGAGGAUGAACUGCAGAAGAUCAAGGAGCGGCAGCAGAAGGCAGAGUCGGAACUCAAGGAGCUGGAGCAUAAGCACACACAGGUCCCUGGAGGAGGAGACUCAAGUUCCACGAACCCAAAUGACCUGCCCCAAUCUGUUAGGCAAAGGAGACUGCCUUCAAGCAAGGCGAUGAUUCUUCUCCUUGCUCCCACACAGGACCUGGAAGAACAGCUGGAGGAGGAGGAAGCUGCGAGGCAGAAGCUACAACUUGAGAAGGUCACAGCUGAGGCCAAGAUCAAGAAACUGGAGGAUGAGAUGCUGGUCAUGGAUGAUCAGAACAACAAACUGUCAAAAGAACGAAAACUCCUUGAAGAGAGGAUUAGUGACUUGACGACAAAUCUUGCAGAAGAGGAAGAAAAGGCCAAGAAUCUUACCAAGCUGAAGAACAAGCACGAAUCUAUGAUCUCAGAACUGGAAGUACGGCUCAAGAAGGAGGAGAAGGGCCGGCAGGAGCUGGAGAAGAUGAAGCGGAAGCUGGAGGGUGAGGCCAGUGACCUCCAUGAGCAGAUAGCAGACCUGCAGGCACAGAUCGCUGAGCUCAAGAUGCAGCUGGCCAAGAAGGAGGAGGAGUUGCAGGCGGCCCUGGCCAGGUUGGAUGAUGAGAUUUCUCAGAAGAACAAUGCCCUGAAGAAGAUCCGGGAGCUGGAGGGGCACAUCUCAGACCUCCAGGAGGACCUGGACUCGGAACGGGCAGCAAGAAACAAGGCAGAGAAACAGAAGCGGGACCUGGGGGAGGAGCUGGAGGCACUGAAGACAGAGCUGGAGGACACACUGGACAGCACGGCCACCCAGCAGGAGCUUCGGGCCAAGAGGGAACAAGAGGUGACAGUGCUGAAGAAGGCCCUGGACGAGGAGACACGGUCCCAUGAGGCCCAGGUCCAGGAGAUGAGGCAGAAGCACACGCAGGCAGUGGAGGAACUCACGGAGCAGCUGGAGCAAUUCAAGAGAGCCAAGGCCAACCUUGACAAGAACAAGCAGACACUGGAGAAGGAGAAUGCAGAUCUGGCCGGUGAGCUCCGGUCGCUGAGCCAGGCCAAGCAGGAGGUGGAGCACAAGAAGAAGAAGCUGGAGGUGCAGCUGCAGGAGCUGCAGUCCAAGUGCAGUGAUGGCGAGCGGGCACGGGCAGAGCUCAAUGACAAGGUCCACAAGCUGCAGAAUGAAGUGGAAAGUGUCACAGGGCUGCUCAAUGAGGCGGAGGGCAAGGCGAUCAAGCUGGCCAAGGAUGUGGCGUCCCUUGGGUCCCAGCUCCAGGACACCCAAGAGCUGCUUCAGGAAGAGACCCGGCAGAAGCUCAAUGUGUCCACCAAGCUGCGCCAGCUGGAGGAUGAAAGGAACAGCCUGCAGGAGCAGCUGGAUGAGGAGACGGAGGCCAAGCAGAACCUGGAACGCCACAUCUCAACGCUCAACAUCCAGUUCUCCGACUCUAAGAAGAAGCUGCAGGACUUUGCCGUGACCGUGGAGUCCCUGGAAGAGGGCAAGAAGAGGUUCCAGAAAGAAAUUGAAGGCCUCACUGAACAGUAUGAGGAGAAGGCAGCUGCUUAUGACAAACUGGAAAAAACCAAAAACAGGCUUCAGCAGGAGCUGGACGACCUGGUGGUGGAUUUAGACAACCAGCGACAACUGGUGUCCAACCUGGAGAAGAAGCAGAAGAAGUUUGAUCAGCUGCUGGCUGAGGAGAAAAACAUUUCCUCCAAAUAUGCUGAUGAGAGGGACAGAGCAGAGGCUGAAGCCCGAGAGAAGGAAACCAAGGCCCUGUCCCUGGCACGGGCCCUGGAGGAGGCCCUGGAAGCCAAGGAUGAGCUCGAAAGGACCAACAAGAUGCUCAAAGCAGAGAUGGAAGAUCUGGUCAGCUCCAAGGACGACGUGGGCAAGAACGUCCAUGAGCUGGAGAAGUCCAAGCGGGCCCUGGAGACCCAGAUGGAGGAGAUGAAGACACAGCUGGAGGAGCUGGAGGAUGAGCUGCAGGCAACAGAAGAUGCCAAGUUGCGACUGGAGGUCAACAUGCAGGCCCUCAAAGGCCAGUUUGAGCGUGACUUACAGGCCCGAGAGGAGCAGAACGAGGAGAAGAGGAGGCAGCUGCAGAGGCAGCUGCACGAGUAUGAGACGGAACUGGAAGACGAGCGAAAGCAACGUGCACUGGCAGCUGCAGCCAAGAAGAAGCUGGAAGGGGACCUGAAAGACCUGGAGCUGCAGGCAGACUCAGCCAUCAAAGGCAGGGAGGAGGCCAUCAAGCAGCUGCGCAAACUGCAGGCCCAGAUGAAGGACUUCCAGAGGGAGCUGGAGGACGCCCGUGCCUCCAGGGAUGAGAUCUUCGCCACAGCCAAGGAGAACGAGAAGAAGGCCAAGAGCUUGGAGGCGGAACUCAUGCAGCUGCAGGAGGAUCUAGCAGCAGCUGAGAGGGCUCGCAAGCAGGCUGACCUGGAGAAGGAGGAGCUGGCUGAGGAGCUGGCCAGCAGCCUAUCAGGAAGGAACACACUGCAGGAUGAGAAGCGGCGGCUGGAGACCCGGAUUGCACAGCUGGAGGAGGAGUUGGAAGAGGAGCAGAGCAACAUGGAGGUCAUGAGUGAUCGCGCCCGCAAGGCCACGCAGCAGGCUGAGCAGCUCAGCAACGAGCUAGCCACAGAGCGCAGCACAGCCCAGAAGAACGAGAGUGCACGGCAGCAGCUGGAGCGCCAGAACAAGGAGCUCCGGAGCAAGCUGCAUGAGAUGGAGAGCUCAGUCAAGUCCAAGUUCAAGUCCACCAUUGCUGCACUGGAGGCCAAGGUUGCUCAGCUGGAGGAGCAGGUGGACCAGGAGGCCAGGGAGAAGCAGGCAGUGGCCAAGUCCCUGAAGCAGAAGGACAAGAAGCUGAAAGAGGUCCUGCUGCAGGUGGAGGACGAGCGCAAGAUGGCCGAGCAAUACAAGGAGCAGGCCGAGAAGGGCAACGUGAGGGUCAAGCAGCUUAAGAGGCAGCUGGAAGAGGCAGAGGAGGAGUCACAGCGCAUCAACGCCAACCGCAGGAAGCUGCAGCGGGAGCUGGAUGAGGCCACAGAGAGCAACGAGGCCAUGGGCCGGGAGGUGAACGCACUCAAGAGCAAGCUCAGGCGUGGAAACGAAACCUCUCUGAUUCCCUCUAGAAGGUCCGGGGGACGUAGAGUCAUUGAGAAUGCAGACGGUUCUGAUGAGGACAUGGACACCCGAGACGGAGACUUCAAUGGCACCAAGGCCAGUGAAUGAACUUGACCAUUUGGCACUGUACCAGGAAAAAAAAACCCUCACCCCCAUCCCCAAACCGACAUAGUGGUAUUGACUCAGCACUGUCUGAAUCCAACUUCAACUUGCAAACCUCACCGCGACCCCUCACCGUGAACAUAAAGAUCUCUGCCCUGUGGCCAUGGCAUCCGUCUGAGCUUUGAAGGAUGUGCUAACUGAGAGACACCCAACAAGACACACAGACACACCAGCCUCUUCCUUAGUCAAUGAACUGGCCCUGGGUUUGAGUUAUUAGGAAGAGAGAACCAAGGGUGACCAAUCACUGACAAUUUAGUUUACAGCAAUGGGGGAGAAGAUCACCAAAAUGGGGGCCACUGCACCCUACUCCCCUCCAUCCCUCCCUGACCUGCAUCCUCUUCCAACUUUCCAAGCAGGUCCUGGCUUGAGAAAUCUGUCCCUUCCCGGUUACCACACCUCAGAUGCACACAGCUCACCUGGACCAAGUGCCUUCCCUAGUCACAUGAAUGAAAAGGAGACACUGCUCCAAAAUCAGAGCAGGAAUGUUACACCAUUUUAUAUGCACCCCGAAUGUACAUGAGGACACCUUCACUAAUAAAAGGCUAUAAGUCACUAGAA
Messenger RNA from Erinaceus europaeus (western European hedgehog), 6600 nucleotides. RefSeq names its product myosin heavy chain 11 (gene MYH11). The transcript has 40 exons. The coding region runs from base 163 to 5988 and encodes 1941 amino acids. Gene Ontology annotation, cellular component: myosin complex. Gene Ontology annotation, molecular function: actin filament binding; cytoskeletal motor activity; ATP binding. The record is from RefSeq and is a predicted model, not a curated record. NCBI's taxonomy places the organism in Eukaryota, Metazoa, Chordata, Mammalia, Eulipotyphla, Erinaceidae.